AAAAUCUUACAGUCAGCACCUGUCGCGGACACCGUGUGUUAGUGACAGUCCGGUGGAUAGAUAGUGAUAGUAUCAUCAUGUCAUCAGCUGAUUGGGAAGAGGUGAAGCGUCUGGCCGCUGAUCUUCAGCGAGCCCAGUUUGCUUCAACACUCCAAAAGUUGUCAGAACGCAACUUUGUUGAAAUAAUCAACAAAUUAGGGGAAUUAGGAUUGUUAGAUGUUUACCAUACAAAUGAUGGUAAAGAGUACAUCACCCCUGCACAACUCUCAAGAGAGAUUCAGGAUGAAGUUUUUCUGCAUGGAGGAAGGGUGAAUUUGGUUGAUUUGGUGGAUACACUGUGUGUUGAUCACAGUGUGAUAGAGAAGCGUGCCUCUGUGCUUGCCCACUCAGACUCCAGCCUUUGUUUUGUGUUGGGUCAGUUAAUCAGCAAAGACUAUCUGGAUUCUAUUGCUGAGGAGAUCAAUGAAAAGCUCCAGCAAGAAGGCUCAACCACUAUUGCAGAACUUGUUAAGCAUUAUGAAUUGCCUGGGGAUUUUAUGUUGGAAGUCAUUGUGGAAAGACUUGGAACUAUUAUACAAGGACAACAAGAUACCAAUGACCCAACAGUCAUAUUUACUGAUGCUUUUGUAGCCAGACACAGGGCUCACAUUAGAGGCGUCUUGAGUGCCAUCACCAGGCCUACACAGGUGUCAGCUAUUCUUGCUCAACAUGGAUUCCAACAAAGAUUAUUCUUUAGUAUGGCAGAAAAGCUAAUCCUCAGUGGCAGAGUGCCUGGAAUUCUCAGCGGAGGCCGUCAGGUACACAGGGCCAUGUAUAUACCCAGCAUUUACUCCCGCACACAAAAUGAGUGGGUAGAUAACUUCUUGAAACAAAAUGGAUAUCUUGACUUUGAAGCUCUCCGGCGCCUUGAUAUCAGUGAUCCUGAGAGCCACAUUCGCCGUCGCUUUAAAGAUGAGGAUCUGACCUUUGUAGGAAAUGUGUGUGUGGGGCCGAGUCUUAUUGAUCAGAUAGAUGCUGCCAUAGAUGAUGCUCUGGUGUCUAGUAGCUGGGUGGAUAUUUAUCCACUGUUACCUACGGUGUUUAGUCCAGAUGUAGGUCACCAGCUUGUGGACAUUGCCUUGAAACGGAGACAAGACAAAAAAUCUACAGCCUACGCAAAGGUCUUUGCUGAUACUAUUGUUGUCAGUGACCAGCUACUGACCAAACUCUCCAAUCAUUUACAACAGAUGAUGCCCAAAAAAGCCAAGGAAGUGGUUGAAAAAGGAGCAUUCAAAAAACAAGUGGUGUCUGGGCUUGUGUCGGAGUAUUACUGUAAAAACAAGAAAGAAGAUCGUCGCAAAAAAGCAGCAUCUGGCAAGUCUGGUGGAGGCACACAGGGACGAGAGACUAAAACUAAAGCCACAAAAAAUAAAGGUAGAGGAAAGAAAGGAGGUGGAGGUGCUCAUGAAUCUGAUUCUGAUGAUGACCGUCAGAAAAGCACUGGUGGUGGAGAAUCUCCAGCUGUGGAGUUCCUUUCUGUUGAUGACAUGCAAACAGAAAUUACAAAUUUCUCAGAAUUAGUUGAUUGUCCUGAGGAACUAGUGGAGGAGCUGACCAACCAUCUUCAUAACCCCCUAACAAGGCAAUUCCAGGAGAUUGCCAAAUCUGUGUUUAUGGCAACUGUUGCUGUAGGAGGUGAUGCAAGAAGAAAAACUCAUCAGCAGUUGCAAGACAAAGUAUCAGCUCUGCUUACCACUAUCAAGUUGUCAGAGAAAAGCAUUAAGGUUUUUGAUGAUGAGAAACAGAUGCAGCUGAAGAAACAUCUACUGAAGACACAGUGCACAGAACUAGUGAAUGAACUGGUUUUGUAUCUUGCUGAUGACAGCCUCAUAGACAUUGCAGAAAAUAAGGACAUUACACCUGAGACUUUCUUCAUGUUAAGACAGGUUUUAGUGAGUCACCGGGCUGCUUUGCUGGAACAGCUAGAAGGUUCUCUUGAUCCACCCCUCACCCUGCACCUGGCAUGCUUGGUCCUCUUCCAGACAGUCACUGGCAAUAUGCUUCAUGCCUCAGGAAAGUUUGUGCCUCACAUCUUGGCAUACUUGAAAACACAAAUAUCUGCAGACAAAUUUUCUAUACUGCAUGAUUACCAAGAUCUGGUAAUUAAGUCACUGAUGAAUAAGAAUGAAGAGGAUGACGGUGGUGUCAAACUCCAGCUUGAAGCCCUCAGUCCUUCUGUCAAGGAGGUGGCAGUCACCUUCAAGAAAGCAGCUGCCAGUGAUAAUACAGAAGAAUAAUAUGCUUAACUUACAAAUACUGUGUAGUGUAUGUUAGGGUUUUGUUAUUUUGGAUUUUAUUUCUUCAUAUUCUUUAAGUUGGCAUAAUCUAAUAGGGUGGUAUUAACAAAGAUUCUGUAUGGAAAUUUUGGCUUAAUAUUUUUAUCUUAACCUCCCAAAUCGGUCUUACAAUUGGUCGUAUAUUUGAUACACAUCCAGAAAUUAAUUAUCUUUUAAGAUACUUAUGCUGAAACUAGUUUAAUAAAGAUGGCUGAUUGCCAAGGGGCCAGAGUCUGCCCAAUAAAGAUUUAUCAUUCCUGUAAGGUUGUUCUAGAUGACCUGACUUUAAACUUUUUGAUAUAAUAGACUACACCUGCAGAAGUAUCAUUUGUGACAGACUUGGCAGGAGAGCUGGGGAGCUUGGAGUGCCGCACGGGAAGAAGAGUUAUUUAGCCAAUAAGGCAUGCAGCUCUCCAGCAAUUAUUACUUUGGGUCAUCCUGUGUCCUAUUUUUGGUAUGUCUCAUUUGCCUUCUUUUGUAAUAGAUCCCCGUGGAGCUUUUUUCGUGCUGAAUAUUCAGGUGAAGCCAAUCAAGCAACAUGUUUCUCAUAAUAGUGAUUGUAUGAGGAAGGAAAGUCUUGCCAUGGGUCCAGCUGGGUUUCCUGUAUUGGCUCUUUCACCCUUAGAAAUCAUCUCUUUUAUACCAGUGAAAAAAAGGGUAGGAAAUGAGAUGCUGCUUAGUAGGGGGAGGAGGCAAGUUGAGCUCAAGGCCAUAAACAGCAAGACAAAAUGCACACGCCUUUUGCUUGUUGGAAUUUGCUUAUACAGAUACAUAAAUUUAUGCACUCAUAAUCUUACAAAAUGUAUGAUAAAUGAUAACUUUCGUUACUUCAUUAAAAAAUGUAAAAAGAUUGCACUAUUAACUCAAGAUGGAGAAAUACACAAUUUUACUGUUUGCUCUUAAACCAUUUCAUACUGUAACUUAAUAUUUUGUCUCAGCAUAUCUAGACCAAGAAAGAGACAUGCAUAAGACUUAAAAGAUAAGACCAAUUUUAAGACAAAAUCUAAGAAUCUUUCUUAAUACAGCAUUAGGUUAUCUUUAUGAUUUACUUUUUUCCUAUUACGAUUAGAAUAUGGUGGGUUUUUUAGAUUUAGUAUUGUUCAAUACCUCAAAAACUUGAUUCCUUCACCUUUUAAUUUGACAACUAUACCCACUUCUUCAAUGACACUCAACUUCUACACUUCAACAUUUACACCGUCAGUCUGUUCUAAUCUAAAUUGCAAACUUCAUAUCAUCUCUAGCUAAUCAGCUUUUAUGAAAUUAGGCAUUCUGAAUCUUCAAUGCCAGUUUUUCUCAACACCCUUCCCUCCCAUACCAAUGAGCUACUAAUUUUGUAAAGGGACCUUGCUUGUGGAAUAUACAAUCAUACAGCUCUUAUAGACACAGUGGAAUCAAAAGCUUUUCAUUUUAUCAACUUCUCCCUUCUGACUGACUGUCUUCAGUCUCUUUCUUAUCACCACAAUGUUUCAUCCUUUGUUGUCUUCUACUGAUAUUUUCAUGUCAAUUGGUCCUCUGAUCUUACUAAGUGCAUGCCUCCCCUCCUCUUGCAGCUGAACUGCACAAGACUUUUUUCUUUUUCUCACCUCUUUCUGUCUUUCCCCAAACCAAGAGUUAACCAAUAUUUUUAAUCAUUUAUCCCUUUCUCUGGUAAAUUCUAGAAUUCCCCACUUGGUUCAGUAUUUCCACUACCUGACUAAAAUUCAAGAGGGAGGUUUCAAGCCACUUAUCUUGUUCUGCAUUAGUCCUUCAAACUAUAUGGGGACCAGCAUUUCACUGGGUUUUUUUAUACAUCUAUUUUUGUUGUCUUUGGCUGGUGAAUAACUAGAAUUUGAGAAACACUGUAUUACUUAUUUUAGCUUAUGUGGAGGGCUGGCUUUCUUAAAUCAACAAAAAGAGGUGGUUUGAUUCCCAUAACAGCUUUUGCUUCAGAAAAUUAUAAAUUAGAUAAAAAAUAAAGUAAACUUCUAAAUGACUAAA
Messenger RNA from Portunus trituberculatus (swimming crab), 4292 nucleotides. RefSeq names its product E3 UFM1-protein ligase 1-like (gene Ufl1). Gene Ontology annotation, molecular function: UFM1 ligase activity. Gene Ontology annotation, cellular component: endoplasmic reticulum membrane. Bases 78 to 2276 code for a protein of 732 amino acids. The record is from RefSeq and is a predicted model, not a curated record. Gene Ontology annotation, biological process: protein K69-linked ufmylation; response to endoplasmic reticulum stress; regulation of proteasomal ubiquitin-dependent protein catabolic process. The transcript has 13 exons. NCBI's taxonomy places the organism in Eukaryota, Metazoa, Arthropoda, Malacostraca, Decapoda, Portunidae.